AUGUCGCGGUUCCGCUUGCCGGCCGUUGGCUGGCUUUUGUGGCGCUCUGUAGCAGCCGCAGUAGCGGGUCUCGUGCUUAUAACGCGGACAAAUGCUCAAGGAGACGCGGGUCUGGAGCACGUGAUGUCCUUAUAUCGGGCAUGGGAGGCAGCAUAUGGGCUGCAGGCGGACUCCCCACUUCCCCCUUCCGCCAUCGCUCUCCCCCCGCGCGUUCCCCCUCCCCCCCACCUGGAGGACUGCGUUGCGCUGACUGCCUGGCGCUGGGCGCAGGAGCAGUGGGAAGCGGGGGAAGGGGGGGAAGGGGGGAAAUCAGGAAGUGGGGGGGAAGCUGGGGAUGUGGGGGAAGGAAAAGGGGAAGCAUCAGGGGAAACGGGGAAAGUGGGGGCAGAAAAAAAAGGGGAAUCAGGGGAAGGCUUGCAAGGAAUGGGGGGAAGGGGGAAGCUUCCCCCCUGGGCGGCGCAAUCUCACCCCCAGCCGCCCUGGAUCCUUGGGUCUGACGCGGCCAAUCUGGCGAUGACACGUGUCGCUCAGAGGGACAUCUGGGCGCACCAGUUCCCCCCCGGGGGGGACUGCAGCAACGAACGCCUCCUAUUGGUCGAUUGGCCGAGCUCGGUGCACGGGAUUGGUUCUCAGCUGCACAUCAUGAGCGCAAUUCUGAGCCUUGCAAUGCGGUUCAAAAGGGUGCUGGUUCCCUCUGGAGGGUCGUUCACUCGAGCCAGUCACGCCGAUUGCAAUGCCACAGGCACUUAUGCUUCCUUCCACUGCUACUUCUUCCCCCUCGUCUCGCCUGCCUGUGAAUACCAAGCUGAGCUGGCGGUGGCGGCGGCAGCAGCGGCCAAUGAGACGCUGCCACGUAUGACAGAGGAGAGCAAGGAGGGGGUUCUGGGUUCAGAGCAGCGUGUGGUGUGGUUCCAUGGGGAGCCUUAUAACGGAUUGCGCUUUGAAGGGGAUGUCAGCCGGUGGCCCAAUGCGUACCGUGAGCGACCAAACAGCAUAGAGCUCGUUGGAUUCGUGGGGGAGGGGGAUGAGACGAGACAACGGGUGCACUGGUGGCGGGCCCAGUCUAUUCGUUUCCUCCUCCGCUCCCCCUCCGCCUACCUCUGCCACAUCACCAACCGUGUCCGCCACACCUCCUACGGCCUCUCAGUUGCUGCCCACCUUGCCGCCUCUGCCGCCCACCAGGCCGCCCUGGCCCACUCCCACCCGGAGAUUUUAUCCUCGUUAAGAGCUGCAGCGCCGCCGUGUAUAAGUGGCGAUGGAAGCAGUAACAGCGCUGGAGCAGUGGCUCAUGAUAUAAUCGCUAACAGUAGAAGUAGUGAGGGGGUUUCUGACGUAAGCAACAGUGGUAGUGACGCUGGUAACCCAAGCAGCAGCAGUGGUAACCCCAGUGGUAACCCCAGCAGUAACCCCGGCAGUAAUCCCAGCAGGAGCUCUACUGGUAGUAACCCUAGUGGAAACCCUAAAUAUACAGGGGCAUUCCCGUCUGUAGACAGUGUUCUCAAUGGUUGCACUCUGGAGUCCAGGGCAUGGGCCGAGAGGCGACCCAACAGCUGCAGCUGUGGCAGCACAGACAGCACCAGUGAAACAAAUACGGCUGGUGUAACUGAAUCUUCCGCCUUCAGACGUCUUGCUCUUGGGGCCGAGCCGUACGUGCCGCGGCCGAUAGUGAGCGUGCAUGUGAGGCAGGGCGACAAGGGCAGUGAGAUGCAGCUCAACUCCUUUGCAGCUUUCAUGUUCUUUGCGUAUCGGCUGAGACGUGUGGAGCCAGAGUUGAGACACGUUUGGCUGAGCACAGAAAUGCAGUCUGCUAUCGACCAAACAGCCCAAUUCAAGGACUGGUCAUUUCAUUACUCGCACAACCCGCGCCAAAACAGCACCAAAUUUAUGGUGGAUUACGAGAGAGACGUGGGGCAUCAGCUGGUUGGAAUUAGCUUUGCCAAUCUGAUUAUCUCAUCGCAGUGUGAUUAUUUCGUGGGCGCGCUGGGCUCAAAUUGGAAUAGGCUGAUCAAUGAGCUGCGGGUAACCAACGGCCGGCUUUUUAGAGGAUAUGUGACAUUAAACAAUUAUGAAUUCUGA
Closterium sp. NIES-65 is the source of this 2076-nucleotide messenger RNA. The record is from the annotation of a GenBank genome assembly. NCBI's taxonomy places the organism in Eukaryota, Viridiplantae, Streptophyta, Zygnematophyceae, Desmidiales, Closteriaceae.